This is a messenger RNA of Neoarthrinium moseri, 1026 nucleotides long. RefSeq lists its product as uncharacterized. NCBI's taxonomy places the organism in Eukaryota, Fungi, Ascomycota, Sordariomycetes, Amphisphaeriales, Apiosporaceae. The transcript has a single exon. Gene Ontology annotation, cellular component: mannan polymerase complex. Bases 1 to 1026 code for a protein of 341 amino acids. Gene Ontology annotation, biological process: protein N-linked glycosylation. The record is from RefSeq and is a predicted model, not a curated record. Gene Ontology annotation, molecular function: alpha-1,6-mannosyltransferase activity.
AUGGGUUUACAACCGCUUCCGAGGCCGUGGAUUGGCCUCGCAUUGAUCUCGCUUGCACUCAUCUGGCUCAUCCGGCUCCUCUCCUCCUCGCACAAUCGCCACGCUAUAGACGGCGUGGUACCUUCGAUGCCAAACGACGUUAAACUCACGGACAAGCCUGCAGAAACUCUGGUACCGCUUACGUCUCCAUCUCGCGCUCCUCCCGCUUAUGACGGGCCCCCGAUCCCUCGCAAAAUAUGGCACAUCUUCUUCCCUCUCAACGACGUAGUUACCGAUAAAAAUGUCAAGUUCGUCGCUGACUGGAUCAAGAGUGCCCCUGGAUACACCUAUACACUCUUGGGUGCCGAGGGUGGUUCUGCCCUAAUGGCAGCGUAUUAUGGAUCAGAAUCCGAGCAAUUCGUCCUAUUCAACCAACUUAAAAACCCGGCGCUCAAGUCUGACCUCCUGCGCUACCAUGUGCUGGCUGCAGAAGGAGGCUACUACGCUGAUGUUGACACCCGGCCUCUGCUGCCAAUACAGGACUGGAUAGAUUCAAGUCUACGGCCCAAGGUCCGGCUCGUAUGUGCGCCCGAGUUUGACGUGGGGAUCACGCCUGAGGAGAAUCCUCUCUAUAACAUACGUUUUGGACAAUGGGUUAUCGCUGGAGCGCCGGGCCACCCGGUCCUGCAGCGCAUGGCCCGGCGGGCCCUGGAUGGCGUGCGGGACUUGGCGAAGGCGGCGGGAACAACGCUUGACCGUGUGCGGCCAAACAAUAUCCAGGUGCUCAACGCUACCGGCCCAUUGCCAUGGACUGAGGUCAUCUGGGACUACCUGCGCGAGGUGGACCCAACUCUCCUGACGGACUACAGCUCCAUAAGCCAGCUGUCUGAACCGCGGCUGGUUGGCGAUGUACUGGUCAUGCCCAUCGUUUCUUUUCGUGCGCCGACAAAAGAAGAGGCCCCGUGGUUCGAGGAGCAUGGUGACCACAGGGUCUUGGAGCAUCACAUGCAGGGCACCUGGAGGUUUUGGAAGCCACCUCCAGAGUAG